GAAUUCUCUUGCCCAUUUUUCAGAUGAGGAAACCGAGGUCCCAAGAAAUGAAGUGACUAGCCCACGGCCCAUCAGCUGGAUCACGCUGGCACUGGCUUGACAAGAAACCUCGAGGGGUAAGGACAGACGCCAAGAGCCCAAGAGGAGACAACCGCACUGCUCUCGAUCUCCUGGGAGUACCCCUUCUUGCUGCUCAUGCCGCUGGGACUGGGGCGGCGGAAAAAGGCGCCACCUCUGGUGGAAAAUGAAGAAGCCGAGCCAGGCCGUGGGGGGCUGGGCGUGGGGGAGUCGGGGCCCCUGGGCGGAGGUGGGGCAGGGGGGCCCCAAAUGGGCUUGCCGCCCCCUCCCCCGGCCCUGCGGCCCCGCCUCGUGUUCCACACCCAGCUGGCCCACGGCAGCCCCACUGGCCGCAUCGAGGGCUUCACCAACGUCAAGGAGCUGUACGGCAAGAUCGCCGAGGCCUUCCGGCUGCCACCUGCGGAGGUGAUGUUCUGCACCCUCAACACCCACAAAGUGGACAUGGACAAGCUCCUGGGGGGCCAGAUCGGGCUGGAGGACUUCAUUUUCGCCCACAUCAAGGGGCAGCGCAAGGAGGUGGAGGUGUUCAAGUCGGAGGACGCGCUGGGGCUCACCAUCACGGACAAUGGGGCCGGCUAUGCCUUCAUCAAGCGCAUCAAGGAAGGCAGCGUGAUCGACCACAUCCAGGUCGUCAACGUGGGCGACAUGAUCGAGGCCAUCAACGGCCAGAGCCUGCUGGGCUGCCGGCACUACGAGGUGGCCCGGCUGCUCAAGGAGCUGCCCCGAGGCCGCACCUUCACGCUGAAGCUCACGGAGCCCCGCAAGGCCUUCGAUAUGAUUAGCCAGAGAUCAGCCAGUGGCCGACCUGGCGCUGGCUCCCAGCUGGGCACCGGCCGAGGGACCUUGCGGCUCCGAUCCCGGGGCCCUGCUACCGUGGAGGAUUUGCCCUCGGCCUUCGAGGAGAAGGCCAUCGAGAAGGUGGACGACCUGCUGGAGAGUUACAUGGGCAUCAGGGACACAGAGCUAGCGGCCACCAUGGUGGAGCUAGGGAAGGACAAGAAGAACCCAGACGAGCUGGCCGAGGCCCUGGAUGAACGGCUGGGUGACUUCGCUUUCCCGGAUGAGUUCGUCUUUGACGUCUGGGGCGCCAUCGGGGACGCCAAGGUCGGCCGCUACUAGGACUCCCACUGGACUGCAAGAUGGCCGUGGCCCGGCCUGGCACGGGUCCCCAGAGGGGACAGAGCAACUUGGACCUGAGUGUCCAGCUUCGGCCUUGCUCGGCAGCCGGAGAGGAGGGAGGUGGAGCCCAGCCCCCGGCCCGCUGUAGUCGGUACCAUGCCCUUCCCAGCCUGGCUGGGGUCCCCUGCUCCCCACCUACCUCAGCAGGGUCAGGCACAGGGAGGGACCGGCCAAACCCAAACCCUGCGGCCACUCCCGCCCCCAACACUUUCCACCAUCAGCUGCCAAACCGGUCCCUCUGUCUCCCUGGGGCCUGGGGUUUUUUGGGGGGUCAUGACCUCUGUAGUUUCCUGACGCAGGGUUUGCAGAACGGGGCGGGGGGGGGUUGUCUCCCCUUCCCCCCGGCAAAUGCAAUGAUACCUUCCUUCUCCGCCACCCUCCUCCCGAGAGGAGCCCCCUCGCCCACCCACCACGGGGAGUCUGUUACUUCCACAUUUGAAAGUCUGCUGUGAACCCCCAAAGCCCUCCCCACCCCAGUCUCUCCCUCAUGGCCCAGCCCAGGGCCAGAGCGGAGGGAGAGACGGGGUGGUGGGCUUUUGUAUCUGAAUUUGCUGUCUGGAACAUAAAGAAUCUAUCCGCC
Molecule: messenger RNA, 1837 nt
Organism: Tupaia belangeri chinensis (Chinese tree shrew)
Lineage: Eukaryota; Metazoa; Chordata; Mammalia; Scandentia; Tupaiidae
Gene: GIPC1
Product: GIPC PDZ domain containing family member 1
Exons: 8
Coding region: 196-1197 (333 amino acids)
Molecular function (GO): protein binding
Source: RefSeq, a predicted model, not a curated record